CUCCAUCAACAACGAUGUCUGGAAGCUACUACUUCGUUAUUGUUGGCCAUCAUGACAAUCCAAUCUUUGAAAUGGAAUUUUUGCUGCCUGGAAAAGCUGAGUCCAAAGAUGACCACCGCCAUCUGAACCAAUUCAUAGCGCAUGCUGCACUUGACCUCGUAGAUGAAAACAUGUGGCUGUCUAACAACAUGUACUUGAAGACUGUGGACAAGUUCAACGAGUGGUUUGUCUCAGCCUUCGUUACUGCAGGUCAUAUGAGAUUCAUCAUGCUGCAUGACGUAAGACAGGAAGAUGGGAUAAAGAACUUCUUUACUGAUGUCUAUGACUUAUACAUAAAGUUUGCAAUGAAUCCAUUUUAUGAACCCAAUUCUCCUAUUCGAUCCAGCGCAUUUGACCGAAAAAUUCAGUUUCUUGGGAAGAAACAUCUUCUGAGCUGAAUGCUGAAACAUGCAGAAACAGUGUUACUACAAUAGAAUAUACCUAGAAAAUGUGUAUAUGCUAAGUAACUUAAUUAAAAAGCCUAAGAAAAUA
Suncus etruscus (white-toothed pygmy shrew) is the source of this 531-nucleotide messenger RNA. RefSeq names its product trafficking protein particle complex subunit 2-like. The record is from RefSeq and is a predicted model, not a curated record. Gene Ontology annotation, cellular component: TRAPP complex; nucleus; cytoplasm. NCBI's taxonomy places the organism in Eukaryota, Metazoa, Chordata, Mammalia, Eulipotyphla, Soricidae. The coding region runs from base 15 to 437 and encodes 140 amino acids. The transcript has a single exon. Gene Ontology annotation, biological process: endoplasmic reticulum to Golgi vesicle-mediated transport.